AUGGCAAACUACGCAAACUUCGCUUCCCAUGUCGGGCUCCGCGUCAACUACAGCUUGUACGCUGUGCCCGUAGCAUGGACCGUCGCAAUGGCACCCCUCUGGUGGGCUGUCGCCGCCGCCGGGUCCGUCAACCCCAACGCGUACGAUCAAUCUGAGCCAGCCGAGUCAUGGGCCAGCCUCGAGAAGAGCGGCGCCAGCCCUCAGCUCGCUAAGCGCAUCCGCCGCGCCGUAGCUGCCAACAACAACGGUCUCACCAAUCUCUCCAUCUUCGCCUCGUGCUUGGUCGCCGCCAACUUCGCCAAGGUCCCCGUCCGAUUCCUUCACAUCUGCGCCGGCACCUACUUGACCUCUCGAUCGCUCUACAACCUCGCCUACAUGUUCAUUGAGGACCCCAAGGUCGCAUACGCCCGCACUCUCUGCUUCUUCGGCGGUGUCGGUUCAUGCUUCGCCCUGGUCAUCAAGGCUGCCGAGCAGAUCCGCAACUCGCCUUACUAA
This is a messenger RNA of Dioszegia hungarica, 495 nucleotides long. RefSeq lists its product as uncharacterized. The coding region runs from base 1 to 495 and encodes 164 amino acids. The transcript is spliced from 6 exons. The record is from RefSeq and is a predicted model, not a curated record. Gene Ontology annotation, cellular component: membrane. NCBI's taxonomy places the organism in Eukaryota, Fungi, Basidiomycota, Tremellomycetes, Tremellales, Bulleribasidiaceae.